AUGGAAGAGAAGAAAUCUUUAAUAUGCACAAUCUGUGAAAAUGGUGGAUGUCCGACAUAUGACGACUAUAUCUACCAUAGACAAAGUGGAACAUGUUACAAACCCUAUAUUUUAGCAAAAGUUGUACCUUAUGAAAGUAACGUCAACUUUUGCACAAGCAAAGGCGAACAACUUUUCCACCAUUACGACGAUGUAAGGCUGAAUCAGCUUUCACUUCAACUUAAUGCUUCUUCGGCCUAUUCCACUCAUCCUGGGGGAUUCUAUAUCGCCGGAAGUGACGACAGAGUAGAAGGAUUAUGGGAAUACGCAGACGGCAGUCUAGUAUUACAUUUUAUGUGGUACGGUAACCAACCGCAAAACAAAACCAGCGAAAACUUCAUGGCAAUAAAAUUUGACGACGAGCAGACCUUCAAAUUUGGAAUGUCCGAUGCAAAACGACAUUGGACAAAGGCUCCUAUUUGCCAGAAAUUUUAA
This is a messenger RNA of Lottia gigantea (owl limpet), 474 nucleotides long. RefSeq lists its product as hypothetical. The coding region runs from base 1 to 474 and encodes 157 amino acids. The record is from RefSeq and is a predicted model, not a curated record. The transcript is spliced from 3 exons. Lineage: Eukaryota; Metazoa; Mollusca; Gastropoda; Lottiidae.